AUGCCUCCUAUUUUUCCUACUGAAUGUAUGAAACCAAUAUUUCAAUAUAUCAAAAAAAAUGAUGAAUCAUUAUAUCCUUCUUUAUUAGUAAAUCAUUAUUGGUGUAAAAAUGUAGUGGAAUUAUUGUGGGCUUGUCCAUUUGAUUCAUUAAACUUUGAUAACUUCUAUAAGAUUACACCAAUUUAUAUUUCGUUAUUUGAUAAAAAUGAAAAAAAUCUACUUAAGAUUUUAUUGGUUAAAAAUUCAUAUGAACAAAAUUCUGUUUUGAAGUUAAUUCCAAAUAAUAAACCUUUAUUUGAUUAUUCGAUGAUGCUGAAAGAAUUUUCCCUAAAGAGAUUAGAAAACAUUGUACAAUCUUGGAUUGCUGUUUAUAAGCCUGAUAAAAAAUUUGAAGAGUUAAGAAAACAAAUAAUGAAUAUUACAGAACAAAUGAUAUUGUUAUUAUUCAAAUUAUUUAUCAAUAGUACAAAUUUAAAAUUUUUAAAAAUUGAUAGUGACAAGAUUUUGAAUUAUGUUCCGGAUCUUCAACUUAAAAUUGGGCAAUUUUUAAAAAUUUCAAAGCUUGAAAUUGGACACACAACUCAGUCGAUAAACAUAAACUCUAUAAAUUUUUUAGUAAAAAUUUCAGAGUCAUGUAAACAAAUAGAUAAUCUAAUCAUCAAAGUUCCUGCAUUUAAGAAAAAUUAUCAUUUUAAAAAACUUAUUAUAUCGAUUAUAAAUGCUCAAGAAAAAUUAAAAAAAUUAGCCUUAGGAGUGAAGAUAGUUGGUUAG
This is a messenger RNA of Dentiscutata erythropus, 771 nucleotides long. The record is from the annotation of a GenBank genome assembly. Lineage: Eukaryota; Fungi; Glomeromycota; Glomeromycetes; Diversisporales; Gigasporaceae.